AUGUCUCAGUCCCGUCAGGAGAAGCUGACGCUCCAGUGGAGCUGGUCGAUCUUACGUAAAUAUGCUUCUUUCAUUGGGCCGGGGAUCAUGGUCUCGGUCGCUUACAUGGACCCUGGCAACUACUCAACGGCUGUGUCUUCAGGUGCAGAUUAUCAAUACAGUCUUUUGAUCAUUAUCUUUCUAAGCAACUUGUUCGCAGUAAUUUUGCAAUGCUUGUGUGUGAAAUUGGGCACGGUGACCGGGCUAGACUUGGCAGAAAUGUGCCGCUUGAAUUUGCCUUGGUGGCUCAAUUUGUCCUUGUAUGUUUGUGCUGAGGCAGCAAUUAUCGCGACUGAUUUGGCCGAGGUCGUGGGUACGGCUAUUGCUUUGGAAAUUUUGUUUGGAAUCCCACUUGUAUACGGUGUGUUGAUUACGGUUUUGGAUGUUCUCAUCAUCUUGUUUGCCUAUCACAAGGAUGGCAACUUACGUCAGACGAGAACGUUCGAGAUCAUGGUGUCCGUCUUGGUCGCUGCCACAUGCGUCUGUUUUGUUGUCGAGCUCUCUAAGUGUGACUUUGAGCCAGGCUCGCUCAGCAAGAUCGUCGAAGGUUUCUUGCCAUUGAACAUGAAGGUGUUUACCGAAUCAAGAGCUCUCUUUUUGAGUUGCGGUAUUGUGGGGAGUACAGUGAUGCCACACUCCUUGUAUCUUGGAUCUUCUUUGGUCCAAUCUCGUUUGAAGGAUUACGAUAUUAAGUCUGGAAAUGUUGCCAUCGAUCUGGAUGGUGAAAUUGUGGCCAUACCUACACCAGAGAGCGAUAUUACGAACACACCACACAACAAGUUUCUUGCAAUCUCUGAUGGCUCUAGCCUUGCUAGAAAAUACAGACCUUCUCAGGCAGCAAUAAGAUAUUGUUUAAACUACUCUUACACAGAGUUGGUGCUCUCGCUAUUCCUUAUUGCUGUCUUCGUGAAUGCCUCCAUCCUUAUCGUUGCAGGUUCAACGCUUUAUGGGAAACCAGAUGCUGAUGAUGCUGACUUGUUGUCAAUUUACGAAAUGCUUUCUCACUACAUUUCCCCGGCAGCCGGUUUGGUUUUUGCAUUGUCUAUGCUUUUCUCUGGCCAGAGUGCUGGUAUAGUAUGUACCAUGGCUGGCCAAAUUAUUUCUGAAGGUUUCAUCAACUGGUCCUUCAAACCUUGGGUUCGUCGUAUCAUCACCAGAGUAUUAGCCAUUAUCCCUGUGUUAAUCGUGAUAUCUAUCUUGGGCCGUGAAGGAGUUGCUACCAUCAUGAACUCAUCACAGGUUGUUUUAAGUUUCAUCCUUCCGGCUGUUAGUGCCCCCUUGAUUUGGUUCACGGCUAGUCGCAAGUAUAUGACUGUCGUAGAUAAAACAUCCGACCAAGCAGACGAGAACACCGCACUUCUCUCUGAAGAUGGCGCUGGAGAUGUUCGUGCAAAGGUUGUGUUUUACGAAAACGGGCAAUGGCUCAACAUUGCCGCCUUUGCCACCUGGCUAAUCAUCACCUUCCUUAACAUUUACUUGAUCUACUUAUUCUCAAUCGGAAUCGAGGUUUAA
Molecule: messenger RNA, 1551 nt
Organism: Candidozyma auris
Lineage: Eukaryota; Fungi; Ascomycota; Pichiomycetes; Serinales; Metschnikowiaceae
Gene: SMF3
Product: putative divalent metal ion transporter
Exons: 1
Coding region: 1-1551 (516 amino acids)
Biological process (GO): intracellular manganese ion homeostasis; iron ion transport
Cellular component (GO): plasma membrane
Molecular function (GO): cadmium ion transmembrane transporter activity; manganese ion transmembrane transporter activity
Source: RefSeq, a predicted model, not a curated record